This is a messenger RNA of Arachis duranensis, 2111 nucleotides long. Its product is annotated as protein NUCLEAR FUSION DEFECTIVE 4. The record is from RefSeq and is a predicted model, not a curated record. Gene Ontology annotation, biological process: transmembrane transport. Gene Ontology annotation, molecular function: transmembrane transporter activity. The transcript has a single exon. Gene Ontology annotation, cellular component: membrane. The coding region runs from base 183 to 1967 and encodes 594 amino acids. NCBI's taxonomy places the organism in Eukaryota, Viridiplantae, Streptophyta, Magnoliopsida, Fabales, Fabaceae.
AUGUAUGUCUAUGAUGAUCUCUAAGUCAAGAAAAGAGUCUCAAUGAUGAGAAAAGAGAGUCCCUCUCGCUAUCACUGCCAGUCCAUAUAUUCAUUACUCCUUUCUUCCCCACUUCUCCCAACACAUAUACCAAUCCCUCUCUUAUCUCUCUCUCAAUCUGAAUCUUAGCAUUAUCUAUAGCUAUGGCGGUUGCAGCAGGAGGAGGAAAAGGAUUCACGGCGGCGGACAUGAAAGGCCUAACCGUACAAGUGAUAACAGGGCGGUGGUUCGUGGUGUUCGCGUCCUUCCUAAUCAUGUCAGCUUCAGGAGCAACUUACAUGUUCGGGCUCUACUCCAACGACAUCAAAACGGCCCUCGGCUAUGACCAAACUACCCUCAAUCUCCUAAGCUUCUUCAAGGACUUAGGCGCCAACUUAGGCGUUCUCUCCGGCCUAAUCAACGAGAUCACCCCUCCCUGGGUGGUCCUCGCCAUGGGCUCCGUCAUGAACUUCUUCGGCUACUUCAUGAUAUGGCUCUGCGUCACAUCAAAGCUUCCCAAACCCAAGCACUGGCAAAUGUUCCUCUACAUCUUCAUCGGCGCCAACUCUCAGUCCUUCGCCAACACCGGCUCUCUCGUUACCUGCGUCAAGAACUUCCCUCGAAGCCGCGGCGUUGUCCUCGGAAUCUUGAAAGGCUACGUCGGAUUAAGCGGCGCCAUCAUCACGCAGUUGUACUACGCUUUCUACUACGACGACUCCAAGGCUUUGAUUCUUCUCAUUGGCUGGCUUCCCGCCGCUAUUUCCUUCGUCUUCCUCCGAACCGUUCGCUACAUGAACCCCGUUCAUCAGCGCAACGAGCUCGCCGUCUUCUACAAGUUCCUCUACAUCUCCCUCGGCCUCGCCGGAUUCCUUAUGGUUAUGAUCAUAGUUCAGAAGAACGCCACUUUCAAUCAGACCGAGUACGGUGCCAGCGCCGCCAUCGUUCUCUUCCUUCUCCUCCUCCCUCUCGUUGUUCUCUUUGGCGAAGAAUAUAAGAUCCGUCAGAUCCGUCACCAGCAUUCCUCCGGUGACCCCUUACCGGAGGUAAAAGUAGUAGCUGCUGACGAGAAUAAAGAUAGAGCACUCAUUACAGGAGUGGAAAAAGAAACUAAAUGGUGGGAAAAUGUUUUGACUCCACCGGAGAGAGGGGAAGACUACACCAUUCUCCAAGCACUCUUCAGCAUAGACAUGUUGAUAUUGUUCUUCGCCGGAACAUGUGGGUGUGGUGGAACGUUAACCGCAAUCGACAACUUGGGUCAAAUUGGAACCUCCCUUGGGUACCCAAAGAAAAGCAUAAGCACAUUUGUGUCACUAGUGAGUAUAUGGAACUAUCUCGGUCGAGUUUUCUCCGGGUUUGUUUCUGAACACGUGCUAAUAAAAUACAAAUUCCCAAGACCACUCAUGUUCACCAUGAUUCUUCUCUUGUCUUGUGUUGGACACUUGCUAAUAGCAUUCAAUGUCCCUAAUGGUCUCUAUGUGGCUUCAGUCAUAAUUGGAUUCUGUUUUGGAGCACAGUGGCCUUUGAUUUUUGCCAUUGUUUCGGAGCUGUUUGGUCUAAAGUACUAUUCAACUUUGUAUAACUUCGGAGGCAUGGCGAGUCCUAUUGGAUUGUAUGUGCUUAAUGUGAGAGUCACUGGGCAUUUGUAUGACAUAGAAGCGAAGAGGCAGUUGGCGGAAUCUGGUAUAAAAAGAAAGAUUGGUCAGGAAUUGAAUUGUGUUGGGACCAGUUGCUACAAGAUGUCCUUUGUUAUAAUUGCUGUAGCUACUUUUACUGGAGCUCUUGUAUCGCUUCUUUUGGUGGCAAGGACUUAUAGCUUCUAUAAAGGUGACAUUUAUAAGAGGUACAAGGUGGAGGAGGAAGAAGAGGAGACUCACGUACCCGCCACCGCCGAGAUGGCUGUGGUUCAGAACGGCCGUGAAAAUGGACAGGGAACUAAAGUAGGGGCAUAGAAAUGUUUUUAUAACUCAUUUUUCUUCUUAGUAGUAUAUUGUUAUACUGUAUUGCUGAUAUAGUCAACAGUUAAAGAAAAGAAGACUCAGUGUAACAAGUGUUAGAGGUUUGGAAUUUAGUAAAAAGGAAUUAUUAACAGUUUA